CAUUCAAUUAAACAUGUGCGACAAAUAUUGCGAAAUAACCGGGAAUAAAUCUGCUUUAAAACAAGCUGGUGGUAGUGACGAGAUCAAUUCACCUACGAUUAAGAAUAAUUUAGCUGACAUUAAAGAGGCUAUGACUGAGAUGAUGUCCAGUUUUAAGACUGAACUUUUAAGUCAGUAUCCCAGGUCAAUCAAGAUUUUCAGCAAGUAG
This is a messenger RNA of Paramuricea clavata, 208 nucleotides long. The record is from the annotation of a GenBank genome assembly. NCBI's taxonomy places the organism in Eukaryota, Metazoa, Cnidaria, Anthozoa, Malacalcyonacea, Plexauridae.